Pipistrellus kuhlii (Kuhl's pipistrelle) is the source of this 3944-nucleotide messenger RNA. RefSeq names its product dehydrogenase E1 and transketolase domain containing 1 (gene DHTKD1). Lineage: Eukaryota; Metazoa; Chordata; Mammalia; Chiroptera; Vespertilionidae. The transcript is spliced from 17 exons. The record is from RefSeq and is a predicted model, not a curated record. Gene Ontology annotation, biological process: tricarboxylic acid cycle. Gene Ontology annotation, molecular function: oxoglutarate dehydrogenase (succinyl-transferring) activity; thiamine pyrophosphate binding. Bases 86 to 2851 code for a protein of 921 amino acids.
AGCGGUCCGGGCCCGGGCGCCACGGGGCCGCACUCUCCGCUCCCGGCGGCUGCAGCCCGGUCCUCGCGCCGGGCGCUCGGCGGAGAUGGCCUCGGUCGCCGCGGCGGCGGCCAGACGGAGCCUCGGGCGGGCGCCCCCGCUGCUCCUCCGGCGCGGCUACCAGACGGAGAGGGGCGUCUACGGCUACCGGCCGCGGAGGACCGAGCGCCGGGAACCCCUGGGUGCCCGCGCGCACCCGCCAGUUGAUCAUGGACUUGCCAGGUUGGUGACAGUAUAUUGUGAACAUGGUCAUAAAGCUGCCAAAAUCAACCCCCUCUUCACUGGACAAGCCCUGCAGGAGGAUGUGCCUGAAAUCCAAGCUCUUGUGCAGACCCUGCAGGGACCCUUUAAUACCACAGGAUUAUUGGACAUGGGGAAGGACGAGGCCUCCCUUGAGGAAGUAUUAGCCUAUCUCAACCAAAUCUACUGUGGGCAGAUGUCCAUUGAAACCUCCCAACUUCAGAGACAGGAAGAGAAAGACUGGUUUGCAAGGCGGUUUGAGGAGCUGAAAAAGGAGACGUUUACUACAGAAGAGAGAAAACAUCUAUCCAAGCUAAUGCUAGAAUCUCAGGAAUUUGACCAUUUUUUGGCCACCAAGUUUGCCACAGUGAAGCGAUAUGGAGGCGAAGGAGCCGAAAGCAUGAUGGGCUUUUUCCAUGAGCUGCUGAAAAUGUCAGCCUACAGUGGGAUCACUGAUGUCAUCAUUGGGAUGCCCCAUAGAGGGAGACUUAAUUUACUGACAGGCCUUCUGCAGUUCCCUCCAGAGCUGAUGUUUCGCAAAAUGCGAGGCUUAAGUGAAUUUCCGGAAAAUGUACCAGCCACUGGAGAUGUCCUGUCUCACCUGACCUCCUCAGUUGACCUGGACUUCGGUGCGCACCAUCCCCUGCAUGUGACGAUGCUGCCUAACCCCUCACACCUGGAAGCUGUCAAUCCCGUGGCUGUCGGGAAGACUCGGGGAAGGCAGCAGUCUAGACAGGAUGGGGACUACUCUCCGGAUGUUUCGGCUCAGCCUGGGGACAAAGUCAUUUGUUUGCAGGUUCACGGUGAUGCUUCUUUCUGUGGUCAAGGGAUUGUCCCUGAAACAUUUACGCUCUCUAAUCUCCCACAUUUCAGAAUUGGUGGAAGUGUCCACCUGAUUGUCAAUAACCAGCUGGGUUACACCACUCCAGCAGAAAGAGGAAGGUCUUCCUUAUACUGCAGUGAUAUUGGGAAGCUCGUGGGCUGUGCCAUCAUCCAUGUCAAUGGAGAUAGUCCAGAGGAAGUGGUCCGUGCCACACGGCUGGCUUUUGAAUACCAGCGGCAAUUCCGGAAGGAUGUGAUUGUUGAUUUGUUGUGCUACAGACAGUGGGGCCACAACGAGCUGGAUGAGCCUUUCUUCACCAACCCAGUCAUGUACAAAAUCAUCAGAGCCCGGAAGAGCAUUCCAGACACUUAUGCAGAGCACCUUAUUGCCAAUGGACUCAUGACCCAGGAGGAGGUGUCAGAAAUCAAGGCCUCCUACUAUGGCAAGUUAAAUGACCAUUUAAAUAACCUGGCCCACUAUAGCCCCCCUGCCACUCACCUGCAGGCCCACUGGCAGGGCCUGGCUCAGCCAGAAGCUCGCAUUACCACCUGGAACACAGGUGUGCCCAUAGACCUCCUUCGGUUUAUUGGCGGCAAGUCUGUGGAGGUGCCGGAGGAACUCCAGAUGCACAGUCACCUUCUGAAGAUGUAUGUUCAGUCCAGGCUGGAGAAGGUGAUGGAUGGAACCAAGUUAGACUGGGCCACGGCAGAAGCUCUUGCCUUAGGCUCAUUGCUUGCUGAAGGUUAUAAUGUCCGUCUGAGUGGCCAAGAUGUUGGCCGUGGAACGUUUAGUCAGAGACAUGCAAUGGUUGUUUGCCAGAAGACUGAUGACACCUACAUCCCACUGAACCAUAUGGACCCUCAUCAGAAGGGGUUUCUAGAGGUCAGCAACAGCCCAUUGUCAGAGGAGGCUGUCCUGGGAUUUGAGUAUGGGAUGAGCAUUGAGAGCCCUAAGUUACUGCCCAUCUGGGAGGCUCAGUUUGGCGAUUUCUUCAAUGGUGCCCAGAUCAUCUUCGACACGUUCAUCUCUGGAGGAGAGGCCAAGUGGCUCCUGCAGAGCGGCAUUGUGAUUCUCCUGCCCCACGGGUAUGAUGGGGCUGGACCUGACCACUCCUCUUGUCGCAUAGAGCGUUUCUUGCAGAUGUGUGACAGCACAGAGGAGGGGGUGGACGGGGACACCGUAAACAUGUUUGUGGUGCACCCCACGACUCCUGCUCAGUAUUUCCAUUUGCUCAGGAGACAAAUGGUCCGGAACUUCAGAAAACCCCUCAUUGUUGCUUCUCCAAAGAUGUUACUCAGGUUCCCAGCAGCUGUAUCAACUCUUCAAGAAAUGGCACCAGGAACAACAUUCACACCGGUCAUUGGUGAUUCAUCUGUGGACCCAAAAAAUGUUAAGAGUCUAGUGUUCUGCUCUGGAAAACACUUCUAUGCCCUGCUGAAGCAAAGAGAAUCUUUGGGGGCCAAGAAACAUGCAUUUGCCAUUAUCCGAAUAGAGGAACUCUGCCCGUUCCCAUUGGACUCAUUACAACUGGAGAUGAGCAAAUACAAACACGUUAAAGAUUUUAUUUGGAGUCAGGAGGAGCCUCAGAACAUGGGUCCGUGGUGUUUUGUUUCUCCAAGAUUUGAAAAGCAGCUGGCCUGCAAGCUCCGCCUUGUGAGCCGACCACCUUUGCCAACACCUGCUGUAGGAAUUGGUACUGUGCACCUGCAGCAGCAUGAAGAUAUCCUCACCAAGACCUUUGCUCAAUGAUGUACUUUGAAGAAAUACAACUUCCUGUUAAGAAAAUUGCCAUAAAAAGAAAGACCUGCUUCCUCUACUCUCCUUUUUCCAUUAGGUAACAUGAAAUGUCUGCGUUCCUCUAAGAUGUUGGGACUGAUUGGGACAGUUUAUUCUGGAAUUCGUGGAAUAGCAAUGGAAUCAAUAUAUAAAUCAGAUAAGUAACUUUUAUCCUUACAUAUUCGAUCAUGUUACAAUUUGGUUAGAUCUGAGAGUUAUAGAGCUAGGUCAUAAUCAAGAUUUUUCAGAUUCCACUCUUUCUCAUUAACUGUAUAUGCCCAGGAAAGUUCUUUAGCUCGACUUUAUAGCUACAUAUAGAUUAUCUCAACAUUACCUCUAAAUUUAUUUGAUGCAUGUCACUUUCAUUAAUUUUCCCCUCCUUUAUUCAAAGUCAAAUAUUUUCAUUUAUGUCGGUUUUGGUGUAGUCUUCCAGCCACUGUGAAAAAUGUUUCACUAGACAUUGUAGCAAUACUAUAUUAUUUCUGAUUUCAAGAUAGUUUUACCCAUUGUCCUUAAGUAUAUUAAAUACAAAUUUCUGGGUGUGAUCUUUUAGCAUAGUGGUACUAAGUAAAGGAGUUUUUUGGGUUUUUUUUAAGUACAUUUUUAUUGAUUAUUUUUUAGAGAGGCAGAAGGCAAGAGGGAGAGAGAAACAUCAAUGAGAGAGAAACAUUGAUCAGCUGCCUCCUGCACAACCAGACAUGUGCCCUGACUGGGAAUUGAACUGGCAACCUCUUGGUGCAUGAAAUGAUGCUCAACCAACUGAGCCACAUUGGUGGAGCAAGUGAAGGAGUUUUAGGUACAAUGAAAUUGGUUUGUAGCCUGCCUUGCCAUAGUAUCUUUCUCCCCUAAAUUGUUCUUGUAGUAUUCAGAUCCCUUUUAUUCCCAUACACCAUAAUGCUUCCUUUCUGUGUCAAGCCUUAUAAAUCAUGUAACUUGGUGCCACUCAUGUAAAUCACUAAAAUCACAGAGGUCUAUUUAAUAAGACUGGUUAACAGUAUUGUACAUCAAACUAGUAAAAAAUAAAAGCACAGUGUCAUUUUCAGAUCUCUUGGUUUCUUAACUUAAA